Messenger RNA from Amorphotheca resinae ATCC 22711, 952 nucleotides. RefSeq lists its product as hypothetical. The transcript has 4 exons. Lineage: Eukaryota; Fungi; Ascomycota; Leotiomycetes; Helotiales; Amorphothecaceae. The coding region runs from base 68 to 622 and encodes 184 amino acids. The record is from RefSeq and is a predicted model, not a curated record.
UUUUCCUUUCAAACGUAAAUAACAAUUUCAUAUCUGAAAUUUUAAAGAUCAAGAUUUAGUGACAAUCAUGGAUGUAUUCUACGCCUUCAGCUAUGGGUCUGCCGGAUGGCUUGCUCUUCAAUCGGCUCCUUUGAUUUGUUCACCUACAAUUAUACUCGCCCUUCUCUCACCUGAGGUCCGAGAGCCAACCGUCCUCGAGACAUACUUCUCGAGAUCAUUGGGAAUGGCUCUGCUCACCUUGGCCAUACUGGUUGUCCUUUUGACGGGUUCAGUGCCCUUAACAUCCUCAAUAUCUGACACAACCAAUGCGAGGGUCACUACUGAAGCCUCUGACCCGAAGGCCCCCUACGCCGUUCCAACUUUGACAAUCAGCACUGUCUACCAUGCAGCCUGCGCUUUCUACUGUUACACCAGAUUCAGUACGAGCGGUCAGACAACCUUCGUUCUGGGAACAACAGGAUCAGCUGCUCUGGCCGCCAUAGGCCUCUGGUGUAUCUUGUUUGCUACCAGCAGUGGCAGGAUUAGUAGAAAGACUGGUGCGGAUAAGAGGACGAGUGCCUUUCCUUUCGAGAACAAGGAAGCGGCUUCUGCGAAGAAAAGAGAGAUGGAAAAGUCUACUUGAGAAGAAGCGAUGAGUGUGAGGAUUAUACAAUGCUGGAGAGAAUGAGGAACGGUGAAGUAGAGAAUGGGUUAGGAACAUAACGAUGGGCUUUGCUUUGCAUAUCCUGCCGGGAGCAGAGACCCCAGCAUAAUGGUACUAGUAAGAUGCUGGGUUUUAUUUUGUACUAUUAGGACUGUAAUAAGUCAGGUGGGAGAUUCGGUUUGUGCCAUAAGUUUGGCAAGACUGACGAAAGAUACAAGACCGUGGAUGGGUGGACCUUGCGAGGAUCUGUUAUCUGUCCGAUGGGUAGCCUACCUUAAGUAUAAGCGAAUAAAACGCCCCUUAACGCCG